Messenger RNA from Doryrhamphus excisus (bluestripe pipefish), 3367 nucleotides. It is a transcript of the gene b3galt2, whose product is annotated as UDP-Gal:betaGlcNAc beta 1,3-galactosyltransferase, polypeptide 2. Gene Ontology annotation, cellular component: Golgi membrane. Gene Ontology annotation, biological process: protein O-linked glycosylation. Gene Ontology annotation, molecular function: N-acetyl-beta-D-glucosaminide beta-(1,3)-galactosyltransferase activity. NCBI's taxonomy places the organism in Eukaryota, Metazoa, Chordata, Actinopteri, Syngnathiformes, Syngnathidae. The record is from RefSeq and is a predicted model, not a curated record.
AGUGACGUGCAAGAGUUCCGUCAGUGUAGCGGCGUCUGACAGACAUCGUCACCCGGACAGCGGCUUCCUUACCCGCCGAGAAAACCUGACGGCGAACAGAGCUGUAUCCAGGCGAAGAAAGAAACAUAUAUCGGAACCUUCAUUUGAGGCAGCUGGGAGGGAGAAUGAUUUUACCAAGAUACAAAGAACCAUAGGAGGCUAUAUUUAGAGGAAAUUGUUACCAUGUACUGUUUUCCUCCAUCACUCUCACUGCGUGCUACUGUACACCAGCCAGCCGAACAUCGCCUCUGUUCUCCCCUUCGAGCUGGUCAGGCUCCGACUGUAUUGGUGCUGUGGCGUCUCUCUUCUAUUUGUACAAUGAACAGAAGCCCUGAAAAGCUCAACUUGGAUAACAACAGGAAACACGAGUAAGGAGAGGCGGUCAUUUAUCAAAAAGGGUCGGGAGAAAGCUGCGGUGUUAUGCUGGAGACCAGGAGGGAGGAGGAGUUGCAGCAGUGGGAGCACCAAAAAAACCCGCAGGGUUUUAGAGCCUGUGGGGAUGGCCAUGAGCGAGGACCGAGCACACACAAGGUGUGAUUAGAGGAAACUACAUAGAACGGUUCCCGUUCCAAGAUGAAGUGGUGAUCUGGACUAAAGGCUGCCGUGGUCAGCCAACUGGAGCCCUGACAGCAGCAGCAGCAGCAGCAACACCUCCAGGAAGAGGAGAUUAGAGGAGCUGACCCCUGUGCCAUCCUAAAGGAGGCAAGACGGAAGAUAACCAUCUGUUCAUCUGCAGUUCCAAAGAGAAUUCUCCAUGACGAUGGACUCAUUGCCUUCUUAGUGUCACCAGGAUCACAUUUAACCACCACCAAGUGGCUCCAAAGUUUCAAAGACUACAUUAGGACGUCCUACUUCAUGCGCCGGCUCAGAUAUCACCCUUGUUGGCAACCACAUGUUUGAGGUGAUAGUGUGUGACUGCCGCCGCCCAUUCUCGAGCAGCAGCAGCCCCCGGCAACAGCGACCUGCACCAUGCAGUGGAGACGGCGACAUUGCUGUCCCAUCAAGAUGACGUGGACCGUCAAGCGUUCGCUAUUUCGGACCCACGUUGCUGGCCUCCUGUCGCUGGCGCUGCUGUUUACCCUCUUCUUAUUUUUCAGCCACCAAGACUGGCUGCCUGGGCGUAGCGGGCCACGAGAAAACCCACUAGCCUACACUGUCAGGGGUUUACGUGGCCCCAGGGGGGAAGCCAACCAGAGCAGCUCCCUCAGGAGCCUUUGGAGGGAGACGGGUAACAUAGCACCAAAGCCUCUACUUAAUCUUAGCUCUCAGCAGCUGGAGGGAGGAGCUGUGGAGGCAGUAGCAGGACUUGGGGCAGGGGCUGGAGUCCGAAUGGCCGUAAUGGGACUGGGAGACUCCAUGAGCACAAACAACAGUUUGCAGAAGGAGAUGGGUGUGGGAGGGAAACUCAGUGCUCAGCCCUACCGCUACAUCCUGAACGAGCCUUUCAAGUGCAGCGACAACACGCCGUUCCUCGUCCUCCUCAUCGCCGCUGAACCCAGCCAGGCAGAUGCUCGUAAUGCCAUCCGGCAGACAUGGGGCAAUAACAGCGUAGCAGGGGGCCUGGGCUUUGUACGUCUCUUCAUGCUCGGAAUGGGAAAGAACUCAGACUCCUUUCUUCAGAGCAACAUUGUGGAAGAGAGCCGUGUUUACCAUGACAUUAUCCAGCAGGAAUACCAGGACACCUAUUACAACUUGACAAUUAAAACAUUAAUGGGUAUGAACUGGGUGGCUACCUAUUGCCCCCAUGCCUCUUAUGUGAUGAAGACAGACAGCGACAUGUUUGUCAAUACAGAGUAUCUUAUUCAGAAGCUCCUUAAGCCUGAGCUGCCUCCUAGGCACAGGUACUUCACAGGCUACCUGAUGAGAGGCUAUGCACCAAAUCGAAAUAAGGACAGCAAGUGGUACAUGCCGCCAGAGCUGUACCCAAGCGAGCGUUACCCAAUAUUCUGCUCUGGCACAGGGUAUGUGUUCUCAGGGGACAUGGCAGAGCUGAUCUACCAGGCCUCUCUCAGCAUACGCAGGCUGCACCUCGAGGAUGUUUAUGUGGGAAUAUGCCUGGCAAAGUUGCGCAUCGACCCAGCUCCGCCUCCCAACGAAUUCCUCUUCAACCAUUGGAGGGUGUCUUAUUCCAGCUGCAAGUACAGCCACCUCAUCACGUCUCAUCAGUUCCAUCCAAACGAACUUAUCAAGUACUGGAACCACCUGCAAAGUAACAAGCACAAUGCCUGUAUCAACAUGGCAAAGGAAAAGAAUGGAAGGUACAGACACAGAAGGUUUCACGGGGAGCGACCUCCUUGAUUAGGUGUGCAUAGAGAUGGGUGCAUUCUAAACAGCUGGUGGAGGACUUUUUGACCUCAGCACAAUUCACUCUAUAGAAAAAGCACAUUGUAUUUGGUAGUGUACAGUUGAUGAUUGAAGCUAUUUUUUUAUUUUGAGAGAAAUGUCAAGUAUUGUAUACAUGUUAAGCUAUGUUCUUCUAAAAAGGUGCAAUGAAGGUCAUAUCUGGCCGAUGUGGAGCAUGGACAAUGAUGGCGUACGUUCAAAGUGGGGUUGAGAAAGUUUUAAGAUGAGUGCAAUAUCGCACACAGGGAAAAAAAAAACACACCAGUGUGUUUACACAGACAAAGGGAAAUGUAUAUGUAUUAUGUUGAAAGUUAUACUACCUAAAUAUGAAUGAAAAUAUCGUUGAGAAGUUAUUCUGACCUGUCUCAGUGUUUACUUUCCAGCAUCAUCAAAUAUCACAGAUUCCAAGGGGAGUUUAUCUGCCAUAUCUUGUAUUUUAUUUAAAAUAAUAAACAUGACGGCACUCCAAAUCACAUUCACGAUGACUGAGAUUGUAUUAUUUCUAAGCUUUAAGAGUAUAACUCUGCACUUGAACAAAUGUGCAAUGAACCAGUUAAUGAUUAAAUGUACUGAAUUCAAUUAUUUGUAAUUGUGUGUUCUGUUGCACUCAAACAACUCUUACAUUUAUUAUAUGACAUUUUUAUAUUUCAGACAACAGAGUUAAUAUGUGACUUAACAUCAGUCUUUGAAUGCUAAGAUCAAAUGCUUUCUUUUAAUAGACUGAUAUAAAUAUCUGCCAUCUCUUUUUCUGUGCAACAAAGGCUGAUUUGGAACCCAAGGGUUAUUGUGAAGAUAUUGUCUUCACACGGCUUUAUGUACUUCAUACAGAAUAUUGUACAAUUUAUGGGGAAGAACUUUUGAGGAAGCUCACCCGUCUUUUCAUAUUUUCUGUCAGAUGACAAAUGAAAUUUCUAUGAACCACACAUCUAGGUUUUUAUUUGUAUUACAAAGACUUGUAAGAUAUGUAUUAUGGAAUAUAUAUAUG